Molecule: messenger RNA, 2988 nt
Organism: Acanthosepion pharaonis
Lineage: Eukaryota; Metazoa; Mollusca; Cephalopoda; Sepiida; Sepiidae
Source: the annotation of a GenBank genome assembly
AUGAAAAAGACAAGAAUAAGUCGAUUGGUAUUGAUACGAAAAGAAUUACUGACACUCUUUUCUAUCUAUCUAUCUAUCUAUCUAUCUAUCUAUCUAUCUAUCUAUCUCACUAUCUAUCGAUGCAAGUCUCUUCAUAUCUAUCUAUCUAUCUAUCUAUCUCAGUUUUUUCAUAUCUAUCUAUCUAUCUAUCUAUCUAUCUAUCUAUCUAUCUCAGUCUGUUCAUAUCUAUGUAUGUAUCUAUCUAUGUAUCUAUCUAUCUCAAUUUGUUCAUAUCUAUCUGUCUAUGCAAGUCUCUUCAUAUCUAUCUAUCUAUCUAUCUAUCUAUCUAUCUCAGUCUGUUCAUACCUAUGUAUCUAUCUAUCUCAAUUUGUUCAUAGCUAUCUAUCGAUGCAAGUCUCUUCAUAUCUAUCUAUCUAUCUAUCUAUCUAUCUCAGUUUUUUCAUAUCUAUCUAUCUAUCUAUCUAUCUAUCUAUCUAUCUAUCUAUCUAUCUAUCUCAGUCUGUUCAUAUCUAUGUAUGUAUCUAUCUAUGUAUCUAUCUAUCUCAAUUUGUUCAUAUCUAUCUGUCUAUGCAAGUCUCUUCAUAUCUAUCUAUCUAUCUAUCUAUCUAUCUAUCUAUCUAUCUAUCUAUCUAUCUAUCUAUCUCACUAUCUAUCGAUGCAAGUCUCUUCAUAUCAUCUAUCUAUCUAUCUAUCUAUCUAUCUAUCUAUCUCAGUUUUUUCACAUCUAUCUAUCCAUCUAUCUAUCUAUCUAUCUAUCUAUCUAUCUAUCUAUCUCAGUCUGUUCAUAUCUAUGUAUGUAUCUAUCUAUGUAUCUAUCUAUCUCAAUUUGUUCAUAUCUAUCUGUCUAUGCAAGUCUCUUCAUAUCUAUCUAUCUAUCUAUCUAUCUAUCUAUCUAUCUAUCUAUCUAUCUCUCAGUCUGUUCAUACCUAUGUAUCUAUCUAUCUCAAUUUGUUCAUAGCUAUCUAUCGAUGCAAGUCUCUUCAUAUCUAUCUAUCUAUCUAUCUAUCUCAGUUUUUUUCAUAUCUAUCUAUCUAUCUAUCUAUCUAUCUCAGUCUGUUCAUAUCUAUGUAUGUAUCUAUCUAUGUAUCUAUCUAUCUCAAUUUGUUCAUAUCUAUCUGUCUAUGCAAGUCUCUUCAUCUAUCUAUCUAUCUAUCUAUCUAUCUAUCUCAGUCUGUUCAUACCUAUGUAUCUAUCUAUCUCAAUUUGUUCAUAGCUAUCUAUCGAUGCAAGUCCUCUUCAUAUCCAUCCAUCUAUCUAUCUAUCUAUCUCAGUUUUUCAUAUCUAUCUAUCCAUCUAUCUAUCUAUCUAUCUAUCUAUCUAUCUAUCCUAUCUCAGUCUGUUCAUAUCUAUGUAUGUAUCUAUCAUGUAUCUAUCUAUCUCAAUUUGUUCAUAUCUAUCUGUCUAUGCAAGUCUCUUCCACAUCCAUCUAUCUAUCUAUCUAUCUAUCUAUCUAUCUAUCUAUCUAUCUAUCUAUCUCAGUCUGUUCAUACCUAUGUAUCUAUCUAUCUCAAUUUGUUCAUAGCUAUCUAUCGAUGCAAGUCUCUUCAUAUCUAUCUAUCUAUCUAUCUAUCUAUCUCAGUUUUUUUCUAUCCAUCUAUCUAUCUAUCUAUCUAUCUAUCUAUCUAUCUAUCUAUCUAUCUAUCUAUCUCAGUCUGUUCAUAUCUAUGUAUGUAUCUAUCUAUGUAUCUAUCUAUCUCAAUUUGUUCAUAUCUAUCUGUCUAUGCAAGUCUCUUCAUAUCUAUCUAUCUAUCUAUCUAUCUAUCUAUCUAUCUAUCUAUCUCAGUCUGUUCAUACCUAUGUAUCUAUCUAUCUCAAUUUGUUCAUAGCUAUCUAUCGAUGCAAGUCUCUUCAUAUCUAUCUAUCUAUCUAUCUAUCUAUCUCAGUUUUUUCAUAUCUAUCUAUGUAUCUCUCUAUCUAUCUAUCUAUCUAUCUCAGUCUGUUCAUAUCUAUGUAUGUAUCUAUCUAUGUAUCUAUCUAUCUCAAUUUGUUCAUAUCUAUCUGUCUAUGCAAGUCUCUUCAUAUCUAUCUAUCUAUCUAUCUAUCUAUCUAUCUCAGUCUGUUCAUACCUAUGUAUCUAUCUAUCUCAAUUUGUUCAUAGCUAUCUAUCGAUGCAAGUCUCUUCAUAUCUAUCUAUCUAUCUAUCUAUCUCAGUUUUUUCAUAUCUAUCUAUCUAUCUAUCUAUCUAUCUAUCUAUCUAUCUAUCUAUCUCAGUCUGUUCAUAUCUAUGUAUGUAUCUAUCUAUGUAUCUAUCUAUCUCAAUUUGUUCAUAUCUAUCUGUCUAUGCAAGUCUUUUCAUAUCUAUCUAUCUAUCUAUCUAUCUAUCUCAGUUUUUUCAUAUCUAUCUAUCUAUCAAUCUAUCUAUCUAUGCAAGUCUCUUCAUAUCUAUCAAUUUAUCUAUCUAUCUAUCUAUCUCAGUCUGUUCAUAUCUAUGUAUCUAUAUAUUUCAGUUUGUUCAUAUCAAUCUAUCUAUGCAAGUUUCUUCAUAUCUAUCUAUCUAUCUAUCUAUCUAUCUAUCUCAGUCUGUUCAUAUCUAUGUAUCUAUCUAUCUCAGUUUUUUCAUAUCUAUGUAUCUAUCUCAAUCUGUUCAUAUCUAUCUAUCUAUGCAAGUCUCUUCAUGUCCAUCUAUCUAUCUAUCUCAGUUUGUUCAUAUCUAUCUAUCUAUCUAUCUAUCUAUCUAUCUAUCUAUCUAUCUAUCUAUCUAUGCAAGUCCUUUCAUAUCUAUCUAUCUAUCUAUGCAAGUCCUUUCAUAUCUAUCUAUCUAUCUAUCUAUCUAUCUAUCUAUCUAUCUAUCUAUCUAUCUAUCUAUGCAUGUCUUUUCAUUUUUCAUAUCUAUCUAUCCAAGUCUUUUCAUAUCUAUCUAUCUAUCUAUCUAUCUAUCUAUCUAUCUAUCUAUGCAUUUUUUUUCAUAUCUAUCUAUCUAUCUAUCUAUCUAUCUAUCUAUCUAUGCCAAAACAUACAAAUGGCCUUUAUUGCUUUUUUCCUCAUUAA